Pocillopora meandrina is the source of this 10032-nucleotide messenger RNA. Lineage: Eukaryota; Metazoa; Cnidaria; Anthozoa; Scleractinia; Pocilloporidae. The record is from the annotation of a GenBank genome assembly.
GUAAAGAGAAGCGCGCUCGUUAGUUCACGGCUGGGUGUUGUGCGUUCGUUUUAAGGCUCUUAAUUCUACUCAGGCUUUGGCGUCGACGAAUUGAUUAGACACAGAAUUCAUGCUCUUAUUUUGGUAGAAAGAAGACAUGGAAGACGACGAGAAGAAAGUGGCGCUGAACGGUGCUGCGGAAGGGGAUAAUCCACCCGAAGAGGACGGUGAAUAUAAAGUAGAGGUUGAGAUCAAUAUGGAAGAACGAGAAAAGUGGGGCAAGAAAGUGGAGUUUUUCCUCGCGUGUAUCGGCUACGCUGUUGGGUUAGGCAACGUGUGGCGGUUUCCGUACUUGUGUUUCGAGAACGGCGGUGGUGCGUUUCUCAUCCCUUACGUCUGUAUGCUGUUUCUAUGUGGAAUGCCAUUGUUCUUCAUGGAACUUGCCCUUGGCCAGUACGUGAGCUUAGGACCUGUAACAUCGUGGGCGGCCAUAUGUCCUUUGGCCAAAGGUAAUUGUAUCGUUCUUGAGAAGCAAUGUUCACCGUCCUUGAUCUAUUUAUCUUUCUACGAUAAAAAUUUAAAUACUACGGUCAGUUCGAAGCGUAUUACUUUGUGGAGAGAAACACUGUUGGAAUCUUAUUGAAAUCUUUCUUGUGACAGCAUGUUCAGUGAUUUUUUUUUCACGGUAGCAAAGUAUCGUGUCGUGUGUAGUUCAUCCCAAAUUCCGUGUCUGAAAGCUUUGUUUCUAUAUUACUUGAUCUCGAAGAUGAAUGGAAAUUUUAAAAUGAUUUUUAAUAAACCACGAAAAGUUUUAUUUGAUAAGGUUAUUUUUAGUUUUGAUGGCGUUCUCCCAAUAUCCACGAUUUAAGAAUACAAAAGUGGAAUAUUGUUGUCUUAAGAUAGAGAGUCUUUCUUGAAAACGGUUGUCAGUUGAUCGAAAUGAGCAGGUUCGAAGCGUGCUUCGUCGAAAAUUUUGUAUGAAGUAUAUAAUUAAUUUAUGAGGCAGAACACUGUUACAGUUUUGCUCGCACAAAGCAUGCAAUAUUGAUAACAAUUUACACAUUGUUAGUUAGUUCUCACUCUUAGACAAGAACACAUUCUACUUUGCUCUCCGCAAGGGUCAAUAUAUAACGCUUUCAUUGAUGUUGUUUCAUGAAAACUUGUUUUUAAAUUCCCUUAAGAACCACCGCUCCUGUUUAGAUUACUUUUUAUAUUUUGAUCGCUGAGAUGAUCCUCGGUAAGAUCACCCGAUAAAUUUUCAACAAAACAAUGUGUUAUCUUUAAAACGAUCUAUUCUUGUUAUCAGCUCUUUUUUUUUUUUCCCGACGUAUUUUAUAUUCCUAGUUGUAAAUUUCGUGCCAAGCCAUUCUUGAUGCUUACUUUCAAUAAGAGCGUGUUUCAACGCGGUAGAAAUUAAGCCCGAUGAUUAUCUCAUUAUUAGUAGUUCCAUAUAGGGACAUUUGGUUAGAGAUCAAAUUUUAUUUUUUUUAAUAUGAAAAAUUACUUAAAGCACAUAAAAUGUCCAACAAAUUACUAAAAAAUAUUCCUAAAAUGACGCAAAUUUACAUGCGAACACCAUGACUCAAAAUUGUUCAGUCUAGACAAAUGCUCUCGCUGCAAGCGUAGUAUCUUUGCGGGAAAAACUUUUACUACUCUCUCUGCGGGAAACGGUGAAACUGUCGUUGUUUUCGAAUUGAAAUGUUCAAUAUUUUAAGUCUGCCUGUGUUUGGGUGGAGUAAAUAUUCGCGCCUUCGAAAUUUUCUUGUACUGUGUCCUUAAGCUGUUAGAGAAUUCCUCAGGGAAAGCUUCUUUUUGAAAAUGCAAAUUUUGGAAAUGGUGUUGAUUAAAAAGAGACUUCUUUCUUCAAUCGGCUCUGUGUAAAACUCUUUCGCAAAGUAAACUUUUUUUCGAAAACAAUAUCAUGUGGACGCUAUUUAUUGUAUAUUGUGUAGUUUUGACUCGUCCCAUUAUACGUCUCGUUGGGAAUCGCGGUUUGUCGGUGACUGGAGAAAAUUGAAGCAAAUUGUACCUUGCUAAGAAAGCUGCCACAAGCCUUGAACUUGUACGAUUCAAAAUUAGCAGUCCAUUGAUGAAAUUUCGUUUUUUUCAAAUUUAAAAGCUACAGUGUUUCAAAUUUCUUCAAACACUAUUUGGAGGAAAUUCGGCCAUUUUUCUUGGUAAUCUAUGAGAAAUUCCACCUUUGUGUCUUUGGUUACACUUCGCCGCUUAUUUUACCGAUCUGCAAUUUUUCCCAUUUGCAAAUAAAUUUGUGGGAUCAAUAGGCAUUUUGCUCGAUUCAUUUUAGAAUAUCACCACACUCUCCUUAUCAGAAUCUUUUAGUGCACUCGAAAAAUACUCAAUUAUUGUUAGAAGUGAUCUUCGUGAAGUCCUGCCUCCGUCUUGUCAUCUGCAUUGUUAUAGGUCGCAACAUUCCCUACACCGUAGUUCUUAAGUGCACUCGGAAUUUUUCAGUCAUUAUUUGAAGUGAUCGUCGCAAAGGCCCGCCUUUUUGAAGUCAUCUGAUAUGUGAUCUAAACUUUGAGUGCCCUCGAAAGCUAUUCACUGGCAUCAGUAGCGGCGAACGAUAGAACAGACAUAAAUCAAACUGUUUGUUUUGAGGUGACCCUGCUUUUAAGAACAAGUUGCGAGGAAAUUUACGGAAAAAGCUCUCCCUGGCAGAGUCUUCACUAUGCCCGAAAGCUUUAUAUGCGUUACCAUGGACACAUUGAACGUGUCAAAAGAAAUAUUCUGCUGUUUUCUCGGAAGGUACAGAAUCUUCCACUAUGAAAUUAAGGAAGGUACAGAAUCUUCCACAAUGAAAUGAAGACGCAGUCUCUGUAAGAGCGGUCCAGUACGUUUCGGGUAAAAUCGCUUUAGCGAUCAUCAAAAGUAGCACAAAUUUCCGAGCUCGUCUUUUCAAAAAAUUCUAAAUUGAGAGUUUUGUUUUGAUUUGCAUAUUUAGAUCAACCCUUUAUUUAACAAAUUGAGAGGCCUUGUCUGUGCUCUGUUCUGUUGUAAAGCAAGCAGGAAGCGACUAUAGCACGAAAGAAGUGUAGGGAAAAACACGAGACGUAGUCGAGUGUUACUUCCCACUUCUUGAGUGCUCUGGCCGCUUCCUAAGUGCUUUAUAACAUAACAGAGCACAGUCAAGGCUUCUCUAUUUGUUUUAUAAUAAAUAAUCCGUUAAAUUCCCCACGCAUUACUUUCAAAUUUCCAAAACAAACUUUAUUUCCAAAGCGAACAACAGUGUCGUCAGCGUGCUUUAUUCUCUCAUAAAGCACGCUACAAUAAGCCAAUCAGAAUCCCUGUUAGAAGGGUUCAAAUAAACUGAUUGGCUGUACAAAACUUAAGCUGUCAAAAAUGUCAAACCAAGUUCACAUUGUGCAAUAGUUUACAAACUGAAUAGUUCGGCAGGUCGAAUUUAACUCUUUGGCCUGAAGCCUUUAAGUCUCUAAUACAGAAUCUGAAAGUGAAAUGUUGAAUGAAAUCCGGCCGAAUCAUAGCUCAUAAAAACACGCAAGUUUUUUUCACAUGGCAAGUAGAAAACAAACUGUUCGGGCGUGUGUUUUAUGAAUGAACGACUGCCGAAUUUACCGGAACAUGGAGAUUGCUCGAGAUAACAGCACCGUAAAACUCGGCUACAGUGACUGAUGUGGCCUUCCGCUCAACGCUUAGGGAAAGGAUAUCAGUGCAAGCUCUUGGUUGUUCUCUCGAAGGGCAGCCGAUGUAAUUUCUGAGGCUUACUUUUCUGCUAUGACCGGAGAUUGCCAUGAUGAGUUAGCCGCGUUGGACCUCAGCAUGACAACGUCGUUACUAGUACGAGUUUUAACGGUUAUGCCUGUUUGGCUAUGUUUUUCAUCAUUCCUGUUUUGUUUUUGAACACGAAACAAUAUAUACUACACGAGUGUUAGCUGUGUUUGAUUUUUAUUACCGUACGUAAGCUUACAAUCCAACUGAGCGUGAAAACCUUCAAAACUCGGACUGUUCAUUUCUUUUACUCUUUGAGGAUUUUUGUCUCUGCUCACGCUAUAACGUCAAUUGCGGCGCCUGGCAUGUUUACAAAUCUUUGUUUGGUUCUUUUGUUGCUAUUUGCCGACUUGCCUGUUCCGAAAUUUCACUCCUAAUUAGGGAAAAAAAACCUAGGGAAAAGUCCCGAAGAAGUCGGACAUAACACAAUUUGGCAGAUGGCGUGACAGGUUUAGCUCAGGUCUAUACUUUAAACUCUCAUAGAGCACGCUCUUUCAACCAAUGACAGCGCGCGUUAUAUUCACUAAUUUUUUUUUGUUUGUUUUACACCUACUUUGACGCUACCGCCAUGACAUGAAAUAUGCAACUUUUUAUCUCGGCUCAGCGCAAAAUUCUAACCUCUUCCCACGAUAUUUAGAAAUAUAAAAACUUGUUGUGGUUUCGGUGAAAUUCUAGAAUAGCACGCCAUUAAAUCACGCGCUAUAGAAGUCCUAUUGGGCGUUUGAGCGCUGAAGGUGGUUUCGAUUACUUUUCGACCGCUUUUAAGAGACUGCGUCGUAAAGCCUUAUUUUAAUGUAGAGAUUCUGAAAGACUGUUUAGUCGAGCCGGCGAUAAGAAGGGCUGUGAGUUGAUAGUUGUUCGUUGAUGGUGCUGUGUCGCUAUUCGUGAAUCUGCGCAAUUUACGUGAAUCUUUGAUUUUCCAUGUUCUUCAGUUGCACUCCUCUUUUCGAUUCUUGACUAUCUUUUUUUUCUUCGUAGUAUAGAGCAUUUUUCAAUUGAGUGCUGAAAACAUCCCGGGAUUGUAUUCUCUACUCCGCUCAAUGAUUGGUAGAGAAAACACGCCGGCGCCACUCGCACAACCAAUCAGAUGCAAAACUAAAACUAAUACGACUGGGUCACCCACGCUUUUCCCGCUCUUUAAGCUGUUUUCUUGUUUUUUUUUCUCUUAAGUUCUCAUCGGCGCUUCCUUCUGAUUGGCCAGUGUGAUUACUUUGGCUUUGGUUUUACGACUCUCAAUCUAAAAGCUCUCUUUCAUCGUAUUUUCUAUUUUUCUUUCUCACUGAGGUAAUAUUUGUAGCCUAUAGUAUAUAAUAUUUGAUUGAUUGAUUGAUUGAUUGAAUGGUUGACUAGGUGUGGGUUUUUCCAUGUUGGUCGUGUCCUUCCUCUGCUGUGUGUACUACAAUGUCAUUAUCGCCUGGUGUUUGUACUACAUGUUUAAGUCGUUUGCCAGCAUGGUUCCGUGGGCAAAUUGUAACAACUGGUGGAACACACCCAACUGCGCACGCUCAAAGAAAACGAGUAGAGUCACUGAAAAUGGAGGUGUGCCCAGUAACACAACAGGCAACAACACGGAGUUCCUCUACACCACCUCUUGUAUUAACCAAACCUUUCCAGAAGUUGGAAACUUGACUGGCGGGAACAUGACUGUAACGAAUGCAUCCAUGCCAAUGUUGAAAUGCCUUAACACGACCCUCAACGCCACUGCAAAUGCUACUGCUACCGUCACAAAAGUUUCUGCCGUGGAUAGCAAUUCUCCCAGCAAAGAAUUCUGGGAAAAUUAUGUCCUUCGAAUUACAGACGACAUGGGAGACCUCGGCUCAAUGCGUGUCGAGCUGUUAGUAGCACUCAUCGUGGCCUGGAUUCUGGUGUAUUUUUGUCUGUGGAAGGGAAUAAAGUCCUCGGGGAAGGUGGUAUAUUUCACCGCUACUUUCCCUUAUGUGGUUCUUGUAAUUUUGCUUAUCCGGGGGGUUACUUUGCCUGGUGCAUCUAAGGGCAUCGAAUUCUAUUUGAAGCCCGAUUUCAAGAAGCUGGCCGAUGCCUCUGUCUGGGCUACAGCUGCCACUCAGAUAUUUUAUUCACUUGGUAUCGGAUUUGGUUCGCUCAUUACCAUGGGGAGUUUCAACCAGUUUCAUAACAACUGUUUCAGGUGAGAGUUGCACACUUGAAUGAGACUUUUUUACUUGCUCGCUUGCUUGCUUGUUCGACUUUCCUCCGUCAUUAUCAUAGUUGUUUGUCUGUUUGAUUGAUAUUCUGUUUGUUUUUCGUUUGGGGACAUUAUGCGGAUCUAAAAGACCCUUUUCGAGCUGUGGCUGAGCCGCCGGCGCACUCUACUCUCGCAGCCCCUUUCUUUAUUUAGGGAAGAAGGGAAGCCUUAGCAGUACUUGUGCUAAACUGCAAUGGAGAAGGCUUCCCAUUUUAUGUUCGACGAUGUGUUUAGCUCAUGUCCUAGACGUAACCAUCAAACUUUGUUUGUUUCAGAGAUGCCAUGAUUGUAUCCGUUAUAAACUGCAGCACCAGUGUCUUUGCUGGCUUCGUGAUCUUCAGCGUGCUUGGCUUCAUGGCACACGUGUCCGGCAAGGCAGUCAAAGACGUGGCUACAUCCGGUCCUGGCUUGGCCUUCGUUGUUUAUCCUGAGGGGAUUGCCCAGAUGCCUAUUUCUCCAUUCUGGGCUGUGUUGUUCUUCUUCAUGUUGUUAACGUUAGGGCUUGAUACCCAGUUCGCCAUGUUUGAAGCUGUUGUGACUGGCCUUGUGGAUGAGUACCCGCGCUUUUUGAAAAAACGCAAAGAGCUGUUUAUCGCUUUCCUGUGUUUCCUCUGCUUCCUGCUGGGUAUCCCUAUGGUCAUGCAGGUACUGUGGUUUUUAAAACACAGGGGUCAAAGUCCGCCAUAUUGCUUUUAUAAAGAUACGCAUGCACAGUGUUUGACCGCUGUGUCGGUUUUUAAUAGCUUCAUCCAUGUAGGAAAUCGCUUUUAAAUAGAAGGAAAUUUGAAAUUGUUUCAGGACAGGCGAACAUUUAAGCUUUUUGGUUGCGUUUUGUUUUACUAGGAAGAAAACAAAUGAUUACUGUCGGAAUUUGUUCAAUUUAGUGGCAUGACUUGAUUAGUGUAUGGAGACCAUUUUAUCUUGAUCAUGAUAGUAAAUAGACAUGUGAUACUUUGCAUUUUAGGGCGGCAUGUAUAUUCUUAACCUGUACAACUAUCAGUCUGGUGGAGUGUCUUUGCUGUUCUUGGCUUUGUUUGAAGUUCUCACCGUUUCCUGGGGCUAUGGAGCAGACCGUUUUGCCAAAGACAUCGAGAACAUGAUUGGUUACAAAAUAUGGCGAUGGUGGCCUAUUGCCUGGAAAUUUCUCACCCCGCUUGUUAUUUUAGGUUGGUGGUGAUACAAAAGAACUAUGCGCGUGCCUCUCUUCUAAAACUUACAAGUAGAGGGAUAACGUAAUGGAGAAAUAUACCAAAUUGUCAAACCAGCCUUAACUAAUCGUUACUCAGUCCUGGAACAUUCACUGCUGUUUAGAAAAGUUUAGAAAAGUUGUUUAGAAAAGAUGGUUAAUCGUCUUGUCGCGGGCGUGGGACAAAGAAAAAAUCUGUGUCUUGAAUUUAAUUUAAGACCUUCGGAGUCCGCGCUACAAUGCUCUACCACUGAGCUACUACUGAGAGAUUAAUUUUGUGCUAAGCCCUUACCCCGUUAAUAUACGAUACACAUCCUGCAUACUGCGAGGAUCAGCGAUGUACAAAGGGUCUUGCAAAAAUUUGAAAUUUUGAAAUUAUGAAAUUUUAAUCUCGGUAAUGGAGUAAGGAAGGAUGUUUUUUUCGUACUGUCGCGAACGUGGGAUAAGGAAAAACCAUGGCCGUGGUGCCCGUCGCCUGAAAAUUCUUCUCUCCCCUUGUUAUUUACGGUAGUUAGUGAUUAAAUAAAACCACUCGCCUCUCGUAUUGACCGGUAAGGUUGCCCUACAUAAGGCUUUUACCAGUUAGCAUCUCACGACAUUAUCUCAAGUUCUCGCGUCGGCUUUUUGUCCUCUGAUCUUUUUGGAUGGUGUGAUGACUUUGGUUUUGGUUUUAUGGCGCUCAAUAAAAAAGUACUAAAUUUCAAAAGUUAUUUAAAGCCAGCUGUUCUCACUGUUUUUUGUCCUAUUUAUCCUCUUAUCCUCUAGGGGUUUUCCUAUUCAGUGUCAUUCAGUGGAGCGGCGUAAAGUAUGGUGAUUAUCAGUAUCCUCCAUGGGCAGAAUUCUGUGGCUGGGUUCUAGCGCUGGCCUCCAUGUUGUGGAUCCCAGGGGUUGCCACUUACAAGCUUAUCAAAACCCCUGGGAGUUCUCUGUAUCAGAGGAUAUGCUUCCUUCUGCGGCCAGACGAAGAGGAGAUGAAAGCGAUAGAGUUACGCGAAGGCUUAGCAACACAGGGCGAGAUGGAAACUCUCUAGAGAAUCCUGAUUUCAUUGGGUGUGUCUCUAAAAGAGUUGUUUUAAGUUGUUUUAAUUUUAGAAAAAGCACGUGUGGUAUUGUUUGUAUGGUUUGCACUAACAAUAGGAUAAGAGGGUUUUUUUUAAAAUUUUGAUUAUUUUAAGAAGAAUUUUAAGUUAAGCUCGCUUACUUGACUCUGAUAUUUAAAAUGGUUAAAAUAAUGGCAGUUUUUGAAGUUACAGAAAAAGAAAGAAUGAGUUAUAGGUUGGAGUAGGCCGAUCUUGUUGGGGAAAAGGAUGAGAAAAAUGAACUAAUUUUAAGUAGCAAAUAUUCAUGUAAAUUUGCCGCUUGUAUGUAAGACAGACUUUACACAUUAGCAACAUAUCUUCUGCGUAUACCAUUUGCUUCUGUAUCGCUGUUCAAAUUCCACUUUUAGAUGUUCAUUUUACAAAGGGUUGUCAACUCCAAGUAUAGAAGAGGUCUCUUCGGUAAUCUCGAUAAAUACCGGAUCGAGAAUGUUUACUAUUCGUGAGACUUGAGAGUUGAACGCUAAACGUUAAGAACAUCAUACUGAAAAUAUUUAGCCGAACUUUUAAUGUGUCAAAUGAAGACAAAAAGCCAUAUUUUGUCUCUUUAAAAACUAACUGACAUCUCAGGUUUCGCCUAUAAUAAUUCCCGUAGGACAAGUUAUUUAGUAAAUAAACCCCUUCAGGCGGCUGGUAUGUCAGCUGAAAAUGUCAGCGUCUGCGGUUUUUGUGAACUUACUAUGCUUUAACAAAUUCCAAACGAAAACUAAAGGAAUCAUACUUUCGUAAUCGAAAUAUGUUUGUUUGUUCGCAAUUAGCUGGAAACUUAGGUCAAAUUAUUUGCCAUCUACUUCAUGUUUCAAAAUAAAAAAUGGCUUGCUAUGUAAUAUACUGUUACAAGAACGUUUAAUUACAGCAAAAAAUUCUGCAUUAGUUGAUAUUACAACCGUUUCUUGAUGCCUCUUGCGAGUUCACUUAAUCAUUAUACUGGUAAGAAAGCUGCAUCGAUUCAAUGCAUGCAAUCUUUGGCUUUUGAUCGGUCAAAUUUACACAUGGGAUAAUUAUAAAAGACAUUCUCUCACUAGGUCUGAGGAUAGUGUCAUGAGGAAAGAUUUCCUUAGCAUUUUACGUUUUUCAGUAGCAACUAUAAUUGCAAAUAUUGCUAAAAAUAUUUAUCGCUGUUAUAACAUAGUUAAAAUUCCAAUUAUAUUCUGCAGGUGGUAUACAACUGCUGAUGUUAGAAAUAGUUUGAUUAAGGCGUUCAUAAAGUUUUACUGUUGUUUUGUGAAGGUUAAUGCUUGCAAUGUGGUCAAAUAUCAAAGUGACACCAGCAGUUACCGGGAAAAUGAUAAAUUGAAUUACCACUGUAAAAAGAACAACCAAGAAAGGUUAAGCCUCCUUGUGCUGUAGAAAUCAGCUUUAACUGAAGCCUGAUUUUAUUAUCUUUGUUGUCUUUGGAAUGAUGUGCAGUAGUUUUAACGAUUGCCCUUAACAUAAAGACGUCAAUGAAGAAGAAAGGCUUGGCAAGCUGAGAGCUGUCAACCAUUUAUCCUAAAAAUUCCACAAGGUUUGGACUCUUUUUGUUAACCAUUUUUCGGGUUUUUGUAGAAUCUCAUCACUACAUGUACAUUGGUCAAAUGUCAAAAUGGUCGAUUGUCUUAGACGGACGCCCGGGAACUGCUGGUGUUAUUUCAAUAAGAUCACUUCGUGAAAGACGUAGGAUCUUCUUUGUAGAUUCAGUUUAAAUAAUGGUGCCAUUUUAAAUUAGCUAAGGCAAGUAGAAGUUAAUGUUUUCUAAUUUGUUGCUUACAUAGUAAUUCAUAUUACCAAUGAAAGUUAAUGAACAUUUCAGAAUAAACCAAGGAAACAGUUGGUUUGUG